UCAAUAUUACGUAAUGUCCUAACUAGCCUCUAAAUCAUUGUAAUCAAUUUACUUAAAGAUUCUCCCAAAUUUCUUUAAGAGGCUUGAUUGAAAAUUAAUUUCUUCUCUAAAGCAAUUGUACUUUUUAAAACUAAUUUUUAAUGUAAUGUACUAUUGUACUUUUUAUACUUUGUGGAUAUUUUUUUAAUAAUUUUAGAAGAAUGCAUAAAUUAUAAGAUUUUAUCUAUGUCACGUGAAUGCCACUGCGCAUGCGAUUAACAUAUGUUUUUCUUUUGAAAAUUGCUGUUCUGGCUGUAUUUAUGCAUUAUUAGGCAUAAUUGUGCAUGACUUAGUGCUAAGAAAGGUGGAACGACGACAAUAAUAAUAGGGGAGGAGGGGAAAAAAAAAAAAAAGAGGAGAAUCAAAUAAUGCGCGGGGGUCCGAGAUCGAUUUGGGGGUGGGGGGUGGCGCACCGGUCGCUGCUCAGCGCGACGGUGCGAAAAGGGAGCUACACCCCCGCUCCCACUUCAUAAAGUGGUCCACACUGGAGUGCAGGCCGGCAGUGCUCUCCAACACCGAACCCUCGUUGAAUCACUUCGAACGCUCCCACCUGACGACGCAUUCGAACAUAAUACCCGAAUUUUUGUUUACUGUCCAAAAGUUGAUAAACUGUUAUCUUGAAGUCGACGAUAUUAUCUAAAAUCCUUCCCGGAGUAAAUUAAUUUUUUUAUAAUUUCCUUUUAUUCGGAUUUCUUUUAAACACAAAUUUAACAACUUGUGGAUUAGCCUUGACAAUUUUGUGUUGAUAUUUUAUUUUCUCACUCAUCCUGCCUGCGGUACACUAGUGAAAAUAAUCAAUCAAGAUCUAUCUGUUUUUAGUCAUUUCAGUAAUAUUGGCUUGCUAAUGGAGAUACUAUAUUCUUUUCGUUUCCUACUCGGAAACGUCCAGUUUCUGGAAACUUCUUUCUCAUUUCAAAAUGCGUUUUAAUAUGAAGCACAAUACUUUUGUUUAUAAUGUGAGUCUAAAAAUUCGUGAGAUUUGAUUGCUGUUUCAUUAAAUAAAAGAGUUUCAUCGUGAACAUUAACUGUUCAAAACAAUAUUUUAAAAGAAAUCCUUUAGUUAAGGAUAAACUUAUUGCUACGUCCUGCAAAAGCGAAAAAUAUUUUGAUCUCUGACUUUAUAUUUAAUGUGAAUAGACCCUCAGGAAAUACAUUCAAACAGAAGUAAGAGAAUACACCUUGAAUUAAACAGUAUGUAUCCAAUCACUGAAAACUGACAACCGGUAACAAUUUUCAAUGAACAUUCCUGUUUGUGCUUCGACUAGUCAGUAACUUCUUUAAAAGUCAGAACUGCAUUUUUAGAUUUUGACAGUGCUAUUAACACACCAACAAAUGGCUGUCAUGCUUUGCAUUUUCUGCUUUUUUGUUUUCGGUCUCCACUUGACAAAUACUAUAAGUUACCAUGGAAUGUUCGCGGCUCAGCAGAAUCCCCCACCGGAUCCUUGCUAUGAAGAAAUGCACGAACCUAGACGCUGCAUACCAGAUUUCGUCAAUGCUGCUUUCGGCAAGGAAGUCAAGGCUUCCAGCGAAUGCGGUACUCCAGCAAACAGGUACUGCACGACGGCCACCGAUGACAAGGGAGAGAUAGUUCGCAACUGCCAAAUCUGCGACGCUGGUAAUCCGAAGCGCGCCCACCCGACUGCAUAUCUCACCGAUCUGAACAACCCCAACAACGUCACCUGUUGGAUGUCCGAGCCAUUUUCACAGUCUUUGCACAAUGUGUCCCUCACGUUGUCUCUUGGUAAAAAAUAUGAGCUCACCUAUAUUAGUCUCCAGUUUUGCAACCAGAAACCGGAUUCUCUUGCACUCUACAAGAGCAUGGACUAUGGUAAGACUUGGCAUCCUUUCCAAUUCUAUUCCAGCCAGUGUCGGAAAAUGUAUGGCCGGCAAAACCGAGCCGUUAUCACCAAAGCGAAUGAACAGGAAGCCUUGUGUACUGACGCUCAGUCGAAUGUAGAACCUAUAACUGGAGCCAGAAUAGCAUUUAGUACACUGGAAGGCAGGCCAUCAGCCUAUGACUUCGACAACAGCCCAGUGCUUCAAGAUUGGGUGACUGCCACGGACAUUAAAGUGGUCUUCAACAGGUUGGUUGGUUGGAUGGCGGAGUUAGGGAAUGAGAAUGAUUCACUGAGCCAAAGAGACACCUACUUUUAUGCCGUGUCGGACUUUGCCGUUGGUGGACGUUGCAAGUGUAAUGGACAUGCUUCUAGAUGCAUCCAUAACAGAGAAGGACUGUUGGUGUGCGACUGCAAGCACAAUACGGCUGGAAGAGAUUGCGAGAAAUGCAAACCUUUCCAUUUUGACAGACCAUGGGGUAGAGCGACCGCACAUGAAGCUCAUGAAUGUGUUGGUCAAAUUUGAAAUUAAUUUUUGAUUUCCUCCUACCGAGCCGAUAUUCUUGAGAUCUUGGACAAUUAUCUCUUUGCAAUUUGGACAAAUCUCAAUAUAUUGUAUCAACACAUAGCAAUAAAUAGUUUUAUUAAUCCAAUA
This is a messenger RNA of Stegodyphus dumicola, 2529 nucleotides long. It is a transcript of the gene NetA, whose product is annotated as Netrin-A. The record is from RefSeq and is a predicted model, not a curated record. Gene Ontology annotation, biological process: tissue development; motor neuron axon guidance; dendrite development. Gene Ontology annotation, molecular function: protein binding. Lineage: Eukaryota; Metazoa; Arthropoda; Arachnida; Araneae; Eresidae. Gene Ontology annotation, cellular component: basement membrane.